Messenger RNA from Closterium sp. NIES-65, 780 nucleotides. NCBI's taxonomy places the organism in Eukaryota, Viridiplantae, Streptophyta, Zygnematophyceae, Desmidiales, Closteriaceae. The record is from the annotation of a GenBank genome assembly.
AUGGUGAACCGAAUGCUUAUCAUUGCGCCCCCUUUCCCCGUCUCCUCUCGUCCCUCCCUGCACUCCCUCCCUCCUCUCCCUCCCUGCCACACCCUUCAACCACUCCCCCACUCCCCCUCGCCUCCCCCAGCAUCUGCGUCCAUGGUGAACCGGGUGCGGUGGGCGCCUGACCCCUCCUCGCCCGCCUCGCGGCUCAUCAUGUCAGAGACCACUCUCAAGAGCGCAGUGGAGGUCCCAGUGCCAUUCCGGAUGAUCCCAAGGGACGUCAUAGAGACUGCAGGCAACAAGCUGUUGGAGCAGAUUCUAAAAGACGUCAUAGAAACUGCAGGCAACAAGCUGUUGGAGCAGAUUCUCAAGGUCACCGUGUCUGACGGAUUACAAAGCCUGGCAGGAGUAGAAGUGGAGGGGCGUGGAGAGAAGGCAACUCUCAAAAGCCCCUCUGCUGCCGCUCCAGCUCUUCCCUCCCUAUCCGCUUGCUCUGCUUCUCCGCCUACUGUUGCUGCUUCUAACCCUGAUCUUCGGUUCCUCUCCCUAUCCCUCCGCUCUGUCUCUAUUCCCUCCGCUCUGUCUCUCUCCCCUCUGCUUGUCUCUCCUUGCCUUGCCCCACCUGGGACACCUCGUUGUUUCCCCUCCUCCCCCUACCCUCUCACUCCGUCUCUCCUUGCCCUUCCCCACCUGUCUCUUCUCUCUGUCCCCUCCUCCCCUCAGCUGAAAAAGGACUAUGAGGCGUGGGCUUCAGGGGACACCUCGCGAAAGCCCCUCGGCACAGGGGAGUUGUGA